UACGACGAUCUCUCUGAAAAGGAAAUUAUUUCUGAGAGGGAUUUUAUACUCAGCCAAAAGUCUCUGAAUAUAACUCCCUUCAAAGAUGCAAACAUCAACGACAAUCACAUCUACCUGGUCGAGUUACAGCAACCAAACAAAGACGAGGCUAUUAAAUUCCUUGACAACAAUGGCCUUAAACCAGAACGGGUUGCUCGUGUUGUUGUCUUUUUCGGAGGAAAACUAAGCCCCGAAGUUAGAGAAUAUUUGGUGUCCCCCGCUGCCAAGAGUUCCCUUUACAAGGAAACCACAGGACCUGGGCACAAAUAUCCAAUACCCUAUGAAGCACACCCGGAGGACUCGAAAGAACUCGACGCAACGGAGAGUUUCAUUUUAAAAAUGUCAGAACAGCUACGGGAUUUGUUCUACGAAAGCUUUGAUGGGUAUACCUACGACAAUUGUACGGAUCGCUGUUUGACCUGGGAUUAUAGCAGCCUGGGUGAAUUUGGUUUGCGCAAGAAAUGGUUCUUUUUCAAGCGCGAUCUCCCAGGAAAUUAUUUACAUCCUGUUGGCCUUAGUUUAUAUGUUGAUACUAGAGGAAGUGAUGUGUCGAGAUGGAAAGUCGAAAAGGUGGUUUAUCUUAAUUCUUCAUUUGACAGUGUAGAAGAAUUAAUGGUAGCUUACAGAAAUGACUCUGUGAAUAAGGUUUUCAUUCCCGCGCCUUCAUACUCACCUGAAAAGCUCCUUUUUUCGUCGUAUCUGCGCCGCGGGGCUCGCAUCCCUCAAAGCCUUUGCGCCCCCUUCAAUUGGUUGAGCCAGAUGGAAAGAAAUAUACGGUCAGCGGACGUCAUGUAG
Molecule: messenger RNA, 834 nt
Organism: Pocillopora meandrina
Lineage: Eukaryota; Metazoa; Cnidaria; Anthozoa; Scleractinia; Pocilloporidae
Source: the annotation of a GenBank genome assembly